UUCUAUUUGUUUCCAUUCCAAAUAUCUUGAGAACGGUUGCUCGCACCUUUUUAAUAGGCCUGAAACGGGGAAACUGAAAAAGUUAAUACUCUCCAAAUGCCGUUUAAUAACAUGGUUUUACAUGAGACUUAACUCAUUUCUUAUAUUUUAUAUUUUUGACGGGAUAUUUCUUUUCUGAAAGACAUGCUGUAAUCGCAUAUUGCGAAUUUGCUUUAAUUGAAAGAUUUUUUCAGAACAUUCAGUGCCAUGGAAACAUCGUCAGAUAAUACUGAUUAUAUUUCCCGAAGUUCUACCACAGAUCAAAGAACAAGCGAAAGAAACAUCAUGUCUCCAUCGAGUUCCAGUUACCUCAGCUGGAUAGAAAGUGUGAACAGUGAAUACUUCGGUAGUGCUGUUUCUAGCGUCCCUGGUGCCCAAGACUUGGACAACAAAGUAGGCGAGUGGAACAAUUUCUGGUUGAAUUACAGUAACGCCAGGCUGCAUCAUCUCUCUACUGAUCAAACAUUCAGUUCCGAUGGCGCUGACAAGACUGCCGAAGAAAAUUCGGAAGACAGAAAGAGUCAAGGGAGUACCCAAAGAGACAUCACAGAGAAGAAUUCAGUCGAAUGCGUCAUGCUAACGGUCGACGAGUUUAACGAAGCAAUGAAGUGUUCCCAAAGAGUAAUGGAUAUACUAAAUUGCGCAAUGAAAAGAAACGAAAUGGAUGACAGUUCAAACGAGUCGUACUACUCUCAACCUCUACCUAUUAAGAAUAACCCUAUAGAAAGUGCAUCCGGUUCUUCUGUGUUAAAUAGAGAGCGUUCCGUAUCCUGCGUGGUGGAUUCUCAAUCUCUACAAAAACCGAAGCAAAUGUCGAAAAACACCCAGCAGUCGUCUAGCACCAGUUGCUUGAACGCCAUUUUGAGCACUAGCGUCGCCGAUAUUUUAAAAAAAGUUAUAACUAAAAAGCGGGACAUCAUCGUAUCCGAUGUCGACGGCAGGACAGCAACAAGAAACAGUUUUUCCGAAUGGAGUGGAAGAUAGUUAUCAUGUUGUGUUUGUUGGGAAUAUAUUUGAUUAAGAUAUCCCUAAAAUUUUAGAAACAUUUAAAUUAUAAAAUAAAGAACUAGUUAAGAACCGAAUCGAAUCAUCUACAAAUGAGUGUACCAUUUUGGUUCCAAAUAAGUUGCAAACAUUGCUCUUAUAAGUAAAGUUUAUAAUAAUUACUACCUACUUUAUCUAUGAUUAGCACACAGUCAGUCGAUAUGCGAUUAUUUAAUAGAACUUUAUGUACCUACUAGCGUGUACCAGCGACUUCGUUCGCGUCGAAUUAAUCAUUUGUAAUGGCGAUGAUAAAGCAAAGCAAGAAUUUCCAGUAACAUACCAACUGGAUAAAUUUUUCUCACAU
Messenger RNA from Sitophilus oryzae (rice weevil), 1387 nucleotides. RefSeq lists its product as uncharacterized. The coding region runs from base 247 to 1023 and encodes 258 amino acids. The record is from RefSeq and is a predicted model, not a curated record. The transcript has 4 exons. NCBI's taxonomy places the organism in Eukaryota, Metazoa, Arthropoda, Insecta, Coleoptera, Curculionidae.